Messenger RNA from Notothenia coriiceps (black rockcod), 754 nucleotides. RefSeq names its product sodium/hydrogen exchanger 3-like. The transcript is spliced from 5 exons. Gene Ontology annotation, molecular function: potassium:proton antiporter activity; sodium:proton antiporter activity. The annotation marks the transcript as partial. Gene Ontology annotation, biological process: sodium ion import across plasma membrane; proton transmembrane transport; potassium ion transmembrane transport. The record is from RefSeq and is a predicted model, not a curated record. Lineage: Eukaryota; Metazoa; Chordata; Actinopteri; Perciformes; Nototheniidae. Gene Ontology annotation, cellular component: plasma membrane; brush border membrane; apical plasma membrane.
GAUCGUCUUCUGUGGCAUGUGCUGUCAGAAGUACAUCAAUACGAACAUGGACGAGCGGUCCGUCACCACAGUCAGAUAUGUGAUGAAGGUGUUAGCCAACGGAUCAGAAACCAUCAUCUUUGUAUUCCUCGGCAUCUCGGCCAUUGAUAAGACAAUCUGGGUGUGGAACACGGGCUUCAUCCUGCUCACGCUCUUCUUCAUCUUCGUUUACAGAUUCAUCGGGGUCUUUUUCCUCACCUGGAUCCUGAACAGGUACCGACUGGUCCGAGUGGAGUUCAUAGAUCAGCUGAUCAUGAGCUACGGUGGCCUGCGAGGCGCUGUCGCAUACGGCCUGGCUACGAUGCUAGAUGAGGCCAAGAUAAAGGAGAAGAAUCUGAUGGUCUGCACUUCUCUAAUCGUCGUGUACUUUACUGUAAUUCUUCAGGGAAUAACAAUGAAGCCUCUGGUCAACUGGCUUAAAGUAAAGAGGGCUGCAGUGACUGACAUCACACUCGUAGAAAAGCUCCAAAACAAGGUGUUCGAUCACAUGCUUGUAGCAAUAGAAGAUAUCUCCGGACAAAUAGGACAUAACUACAUGAGGGACAAGUGGAAUCACUUUGAGGAAAAGUGGAUGUCGAGGAUUUUGAUGAAGCCGUCGGCGAGGAAGAGCCGCGACUACGUCUUCAACGUCUUCCAUCAGCUGAAUCUCAAGGAUGCUAUGAGCUACGUGGAGGAGGUGAGGAGCAAAAUCAGUCUCGAGGCGAUUCAAGUGUAA